AAUUGAAAAAAUCAAAAACUAUUUGUCAAAUUAUAUUUAAUUCAUUAUCAUUAUUAACAGUUUAUAUGUUAAAUAAUAAAUUAUGUAAUAAUUUAUUGACAAAUUCUUCUUCAAUCAUUACUUGUUACUUAUAUCCGCCUAAUUUAGAUGUUUAUCUAGAAGAUUCAUUGAUUUAUGAUAUUCUUAGAAUAUCUAAUAAUUUAAUACAGAUUUUAACUAAAUUCAAUACAUCAGUUAAUAAUAAUUUAUUGAGUUCAUCAUUGAAACCAAUGGAUCAAACUUAUUUCUUAUGUAAACAAUUAACAAUUGAUUCGUUUAAAAUUAAUUUAAGUUUACAUGCAAUGUUACGUUUGUAUUUAUCUUGUCAUUCAGCUCCAUUACAUUUCACUUCAUUUAAACUGAUUAAUAUUGAGAAUGGGUAUCUUAAUAAUAAUAAUAAUAAUGUCGGUCAUUAUCAUCAUCAGCAACAUGAUUCAAAUAUUUCAUCUGGUUCAUUAAUUUAUUGGAAUUCAGUGAAAUAUUUAUUAACAAUGCAUUAUAUUACUCAAAUGUUAUUUCGCUCUGGUUGGUUAGUUGGCAGUUUAGAUUUAUUAGGUAAUGUAACUGGUCUAUUGUAUUCUCUGAUUAAUGGUCUCAAUGAUUUAAUACAUUUACGUUCAUCAAAUGAAGAUGAAGAGAAUAAUGGUGGUGAAAAUGUUACAAUGAUUAAUAUGUCUGAUACAAAUCUAUUUAUAUGUCAACAAAAUAUUGAUUUCCCAUCUUCUACUGUGGCAAUGUCGAUUGGUACUGUUGCAUCUGAUUCGACUACAUUUUCAUUUAAAUAUAAUCGAAAUGUUGGAUUUUUAUAUCGUCUUACUCAAGGACUUAGUUCACUUACACGUCGAACAACUGGUGGAUUAUUGUUGUCUAUCAGUGGCAUAGCUUCUAGUUUAGCUAGAAACUUAGAUUAUCUUUCUCUUGAUCCUCAUUAUGAACAACACCAAGAUCAUAUUCGACGACAUCAUACACCUAAAGGAUUUAGUGAAGGAAUUCAACAAGGGUUGAGCAGUUUAGGUUUGUGUUUAUUGAGUGCUAUAGCCGGAGUGGCUGACCAACCAUUACAAGCUAUUUUUAAAACAAUGGACAAUACAAUUGUUUCCUCAGAUAGUAUUUUCAAUUCAUCUGUUGACAGUCAAUCAACUCCGAAUUUCUUGUUAUCUACUCUUGGUGGUUUUGGUCGUGGUCUUGUCGGAGUGGUCACUAAACCUGUUGCUGGAGCUGCGGAAUUAAUUGCUCAAACUAGCAAAGGUUUGUUGCAUGGUACAAACAACUCAGCAGAGAUGAUUAUACCAAGUAAAUAUGGAGAACCGUAUAUUUCAUCUGAAAUUGGUUUACGUUUACAAUAUCAAAAUGUAGACGUUAUGAUACUCCGUUAUUGGGGAUCGAUUGCACUCAGAUAUGUACGGUCAAACGUUUCAAAUUCUAAUUAUUAUGAUAAUGAAGAAUUAUCAAUCCGCUCUUGGUUUACUACUGAAAUUUAUAAUCACAAUAAUGAAAAUUAUUCUACAGCUCAGUCACAUAUUGUAAAUGAUACACUUCUUUGGAUAUCAGCAUCAUUAGAUCCGAAUAUUGUUUACGCAUCUGUUAUCACAAAUGAAAUUAAUAAUUCUCACUUCUCAUGGUUUGAACACUUUCCUAAUGAAGUUUUGAAGCGUUUCAUUGACAAUAUCAUCGGAUUUGACUCGAAAUUCGUGGAAAUAAUUGAUAAUUCUGUUAAUGACGAGCUUUCAUUAGUAAAUGCAUAUAAUAAGUCCGAAAGUGAUAUGAAUAAUUCACUCAACAAUCGGCCAUUCGAUAUUUCCAUCAGUGAUUCCUGGAAAUGGAUUGAUCAUAUCCAAUUCACUUCAUCAAAUGACGUACAGUGUUUAAAAUCAAUCAUUCAGAAAUUCUGGUUGAUAGAUGAAAGAUUGAAAAAAUCGACACAUCAAAAUAAUACAGAGUUAAAUUCUGGUUCAUCACAAGAACAACAUACUAUUCCUGAUAGUAAUUCUGUUGAUUCAACAUCAGAUAUGAAUUCUGCAGAUCUUUUUUCAUCCAAUCGACAUAAUUCUAGAUGGAAACGUGUUAGGGAAUAUUUGAUAGGUAUGAGUUCAACCGAUCUUAUUCAUGUUUAACUAUGUUUUUUUGUACGUCUCUGUUCUCUUGUUGUUUCCAAGCUAGAUAAACACUGUGAUUCGAAUUCUCUUGAUGUGAUAAUUUUUUUCUAGCAAAUGUGAUUCUCACUAUAGUAUUUUCAGAUAUUAGUAAUAAAUUCUAUUUUUUUACUAUUUCUGUACACAUGUUUUUUCUUCAAAGUUGAACGUUUCUACAUUUUUAAGCUUUACAUCAGUUUUGUUAAAAGUUGUUAGAUGAUUUACAAAUAGUUAUGUAUAUAUUGAAUGUUUUAGGAACGAAAAAUUUAAAUAUAGUUUAAACUACAAAUUUACAUAAUUUCAUUAUGUGUUGCACACAUAUUUCUAUAGAUAUAUCAGAAGAUAAUAAUCGAA
This is a messenger RNA of Schistosoma spindalis, 2525 nucleotides long. NCBI's taxonomy places the organism in Eukaryota, Metazoa, Platyhelminthes, Trematoda, Strigeidida, Schistosomatidae. The record is from the annotation of a GenBank genome assembly.